Messenger RNA from Penicillium antarcticum, 873 nucleotides. RefSeq names its product transcriptional regulator family TF. The transcript has 6 exons. Gene Ontology annotation, molecular function: metallopeptidase activity. The coding region runs from base 1 to 873 and encodes 290 amino acids. Lineage: Eukaryota; Fungi; Ascomycota; Eurotiomycetes; Eurotiales; Aspergillaceae. The record is from RefSeq and is a predicted model, not a curated record.
AUGAGGCAGGCCAAUUACGGCGCGCUGGCUACUCAAAUGACACUCGACAUGAUCAACAACAACAUGAACAACAACAAUCCAACCCUGCAUCCUCAGCAAAGACGGAUGAUAGAUCUCUUCAUGGUUCUUUAUGGGACCUUCAAGUGGAAUGAUGUCGCUGCAAAGACAAGAGUCAGAGACCGCGCUAUACGAGUGAAUCAAAUGGCUGCUAUUUUUGCGAGUGGUCUGAUCCAAAACACGACCAUCUGGAAUUUCAUUUGCGACGAGAGCGAAUGGGUCCUCGACCCUAACGUCCCUUCUCAUAUCAAAAAAGAAUAUUGGAUGACCAAUGCCCUACCAGCUGGUCCUCGCAGUCAGAAAAACAGCACGUCUCUUUGUACGAUUCCAAACGGUUUUGCGGCUGGAUACGGCGGUGGACAAGCGGAAGCAGUGACGUUAACAGCCGCUCACACUCCGGGUCAACCUAGUUGGAUGGCAUUUUGUGCUGGGGUGUGGUCUGUGUUGCAAUUUCAGACGAAAGUCUGGUUUCAACCUGCAAAGAAAGCAGCAGUUGUGCAAAACGGUGAUUUUCUUUAUCACAUGAUACACAACACACCGGAGCGACUCCUCGCGCAUGAAUUCACCCACGGGCAUACCCAAUUUGGUGCUUAUCGUGCAAGUACUCCACGAUACGACUUCCAACAUAUCGCGUAUGGCUGGGGAGAGAUCGUUGCACUUGCUAUAAAAGACAACGCUCAAACUGAUGCUACCCAGUCACUGGCUGUCAUAAAUGCUGAUACUUUCACAUAUUGGAUCAAUGGUGUAUAUUUGGAGAUGUGCAACUUCCGUAGCGGGAGGUGUGAAGACCCUGAUCAGGCAGCAAAAACGCCCUAA